AUGGGUGAUGAAUGCGAACAGCUUUUGCAGACAAUUUUUUUUCUAAUCCCUGACGUGCAGGAUCUUCCCAUGACUCCUCCUUCCGCCGUUGAAUCCAACUUUGCCACUUUCUUCACCAUAGAUUUCAUGAAACCAGCUCACGAUCAGUACGUUUACCGGCACGCCAAUGGCUUGUGUGUGAUUGGGUUGGCUCCUUUCCACGCUGCUUUCAAGGAUGAAGGUGGAAUCACAACCGUUGAUUUCAAUGUUGGGAAGUCUGAUCGCAGCGAGAUGAAAGUCAUUGGAAAGCAGAAGAAGAAUGCACAACACUUUGAGUCCAACACUGCUCUGUGUAAAAUUUCUACCAAAAAUUAUACCUAUAUUGUAAGAUGUUGCGUUAAAGGCUCCCUCUUGGAAGUGAAUCAACAAUUGAUCAAGCAACCAAAACUGCUUAAUGUUUCGUUGUUCCUCGUACUUAUAUUGUUUAUGAGAGCUGAUAUGGCUCAUAUUGGGGUCCCUGGAGACUUCUAG
Messenger RNA from Vigna radiata var. radiata (mung bean), 510 nucleotides. RefSeq names its product protein Simiate-like. NCBI's taxonomy places the organism in Eukaryota, Viridiplantae, Streptophyta, Magnoliopsida, Fabales, Fabaceae. The transcript has 7 exons. The record is from RefSeq and is a predicted model, not a curated record. Gene Ontology annotation, cellular component: nucleus. Bases 1 to 510 code for a protein of 169 amino acids.